AUGGACAAGCCGCCUCCAGUUCCCAUGAAUCCGUCUCUUUCCCUUAGCUCUGUUGAUCUUACCUCUACCUCGCCUCUGCCGGUUCCUGGGACUCAUGACAGACCUCGUUCCCAAGACCAGGUUGAGGGCGAGGGCGAGGGUCACUACCAGACCCUCGACGCUCUGCCGCCUUCUCUACAUGUCUCGACAAGCUUUCCCAUGUCAGAAGUCGAUACUGUCUUUUCCAUGUAUCAGCCAACGUCUACCCAGGCCAGUAUCGUCAGUCGGCGCGAUAUAGACAUGUCUGGACCGCCUCCCCCACCUCAUCCUCCACUGUUAUGGAAAGCUCUCGAUGAGCCAUCUCGUUCUCCUCCUCCACCACCGCCGCCGCCGUCUUAUCUUCGACCUCCAAUGAUAUUGCCACAGUCAUUUUCGCCCGCAUCCAAUCGAACCCCGUUCGGUAGACCCCCGCCUCCACCACCGCCAGGAGAUGCUUUUGUCCAUAGAAAUCUACGACCACCACUCGUUUACAAUCAUGACGCGUUUCCUCAGCAACAAUCAUCUCAACAAACAUUACCGCCGCCUCCUCCCGUUCUGACGUCAAACGGCUCACCACUUGGUGCUUCUGGCGGCGCUUCAACACAACCUCACACCCCAGUUUUGAGGCCACCAAGGGAUUUUACUGGUUUCAGUCAAUUGCCUAGUGCCCAGCACUUGCUUGGGGGAGCUAGUCUGGGAGGUUUAUCAGUUCCUCAGACAACAAAUCGAAACGAGAUUGCUGGAUCAACCUCAAGAACACCAUCUUCAAUCUACACCAUACCACGGCUAAUUGACGAUAUAUCUUCUGAUGAAGACUCUAUUGUUCUUAGAAACUCACGACAGUUUCCUCCUCUAUACCCGACUGCAUCCACCCUGACUGCCCAAGGAAGAAAUCGAAAAACGUCUAUGACAAAUCGCAUAACUACUUGGAUAUCCGAGUACGAACGGGAUCAUGCGCCAAAAGAUCGGCUGGACUUGAGUACCAGCCUAGAACCUCUUCUGGAAACCACUAGAGGCGACAGGAGCCAUGUAUCAAAAGAAUCUGCACCUUCCGAGGAUACCUUGGAGCUUCUUUGGACCAGACUCAAAGAUCAGCGUGUCAAGCUAAAUAGUAUCAAGAGCCAGAUGGCUAAGAAGAGGAAGGAACUGCGGGAACUACGUCGGAGAAGAGACGAUGCAGACAACGCUUUCAUGGGCGUGAUUCGGCCCAUGCUAAUCGCUCACCAAGAACAAUUAGAAACAUCACCUGUUACUCUGGAAAGACGACUGGCAGAUCUGCAACUACUCAGAACCGAGUAUCAGGAUUCUGAAAACGAUUACGAAGAUCUGGAGCUCACACUUGAUGAAGAAGAAGAGACACUGAACAAAUUGGAAAUCCGCUUCUUCAGUUUAUUGGCAGUAGAUCAGGCCACCCCACUGGAACAACCACGCGAUGACGAGCCCGACCUCGAACAAGACGACAGCAAUAUGCCGAAUGAGCUGAUGGGCAUAAAUCCUAACGGACCCUCCGAAGACGUACACCCUCUAUUCUUGGAGCUCAUGGCUGCAGUUGGUGAUCUCGAAAAUGCCAAGGAAGAACUUGACGAGCUACUGUUUCUUAAAGAGCAGCAUGAGGGCGAGUUGAGGAUGAAGUCUGCAGCGGGGAUGGAUCUAAACGAGGCUGAGGUCGAGUUUUUUGCUGAGUUUCCAGUGGAAGAAGAACAAAUGCGCAGCAGUGUCACGAGCCUGGAAGAACAGGUAGCGCAUCUUCGGAAACGCUGCGAGGAGAAGAAGGUGAUAAAAAAGCAUCUGUCCUCGAGGGUUUCCUAUCUUCUAUACCCUGAGGACGGAUAUGAGGAUAUAGAGCUCGACAAAGCCUCCGUAAUUCUGCGCACGCAUUCGGAUCUUGCUGAUCCUACAUUCCCUGUGAUUAUAAGUCAACCUGAACACGUCUUAGCUGAAGACUUCCCUCUCACAUCACGCGGGGCACUCAAGGCAGCUGCAGCCUUGCCGGCAACUGACCCAAAGAAGCCAAGCUGUAUGCAGCUCGCAUCUAAGGAAUACGCCAUUGAUCGACUCAUGCUGGAUCACGGCGAGGGGGGCAAAGGGGACUUCAUCAAUAGAUGGCUUCUGCAUCAACUGCGUCUGUCUUCUACCAAUGCGCGACUGCUCCACACGACGUUUACCAAGAGCCGAGGGCUCAAAAUUCGCGACCUUGAUCGUUGGCAGAGCGAUGUGCUGCACUAUUGGUGGAAUGAUGAGGGUGCUGAGCUGCCCGAGGAUAUGAUGCAGCUUGUAACAAGCGAACACUCCAACGAUGGUUCCAGAUUUGGGACGAAUCGUCUUUCGAGGGCGGUCACUUAUACCCCAGGUAUGCCUAGCGGUCGACAGAGUCAUCCAACUGCAAGCAGUGUUGCUGCGCACUCUGCUUGGAAUUGA
This is a messenger RNA of Fusarium coffeatum, 2436 nucleotides long. RefSeq lists its product as uncharacterized. The record is from RefSeq and is a predicted model, not a curated record. Lineage: Eukaryota; Fungi; Ascomycota; Sordariomycetes; Hypocreales; Nectriaceae. The coding region runs from base 1 to 2436 and encodes 811 amino acids. The transcript is spliced from 2 exons.